AUGAUGGGCGUUGUUGUUCUCUGUGAUCCAGUGUUCACAGCUGCAUUGCCCAGUGCUGGCGUCUUCCACGCCGCAGUUCUUGUACGUGUCGCACUUCAAAUGGGCUGUGUCUGCGGAUCGACCGCCUCAUCCGAGUCUCGCGCAAGUGCUAUUGUUCGUCUGAGAUACAAAGCUCCCGUACAAAACAGCAAAUUCUUCAUUUUUUUCUCCGUUCCCUGGACUAUGGCCGACGGCGACCUCCCUGAACCGUCAUCUCUGUAUGGCUACACUCCCACGACUACUGUCUGUGUCACCUUCAUUGCAUUAUUCGGAAUUACGACUGUCAUCCAUGGAUGUGAAGCGGUUGCCUUCAAGAUGUGGUUGUUCCUUGCUCUUCCUACCCUAGCGGGCGUGCUAGAGGUUGUUGGCUGGUUGGGCCGAUUCUGGUCCAGCUUCGCCCCUGCUGACCUAUUACCCUAUUCGAUUCAAACUGUCGCCACUAUAAUCGCGCCAACACCACUUCUUGCAGCGAACUUCAUUAUUCUCGCGAUGCUUAUUCGAUAUUUAGGAGAGGGAUUCAGCCGGCUUUCUCCAAAGCUAUAUUCCAUCAUCUUCACUUCAGCGGAUAUACUGGCGCUCAUCAUUCAGGCGUUUGGGGGCGCGAAGGCAUCCCAUGCCGUCAGUAACCAUGAAGAUCCAGAACCGGGAGCGCACAUAAUGCUCAUUGGGAUAGUUCUCCAGAUGGUAGCGAUUACGUUCUUUGUUCUCCUUGCGUCAGAAUUCUUUAUCCGCUACUACACGAGAAGACCUAUUCGGCUCCGCAGUUAUCUCGCAGUGGAUCCGUCUAAUAGGAGAAUCGACCGAAAAAUGCAGCUGAUGAUAAUGGGGCUUGGGUUUACCACUGUUUGUAUCUUUAUAAGAACUGUUUACCGGACAAUAGAGCUCAUUAAUGGCUUCACGGGAAGAAUCAUUCGCACGCAGAUUUAUUUUAAUGUUCUCGACGGUGCCAUGAUCAUCCUUGCCAGUUACACGCUCAACUUCUUGCACCCAGGCUACUUGUUGAGGGAUGUUAUUGAAGAAGGAGCCAGGGCGAAGAGCUUGGAUCCGUUAAAAGACAAUGUACCGCUUAUGCCGGUAGGGAAGACAGUAGGGAAUUAUGACGAGGAGGCCGGGGCAAAGAUCACAGAUCCGUUUAAAGACAAUGUGCUGCUUGUGCCAACAGGGAAGCCAAUAGGGAAUUAUGACGAAGAAGCACGUAUCAAAACUGGAUCCACACCACUGACAUAGACGACCACGCUCGAUACGAUAUGGACUAUAACUUUAUUAUCACUUCUUGUCACGGCUGUUUUAGACUCUCACGAAUCGCA
Fomitiporia mediterranea MF3/22 is the source of this 1346-nucleotide messenger RNA. RefSeq names its product RTA1-domain-containing protein. Gene Ontology annotation, cellular component: fungal-type vacuole; plasma membrane. NCBI's taxonomy places the organism in Eukaryota, Fungi, Basidiomycota, Agaricomycetes, Hymenochaetales, Hymenochaetaceae. The record is from RefSeq and is a predicted model, not a curated record. The transcript has 11 exons. Bases 1 to 1266 code for a protein of 421 amino acids.